AGAACUUGUGUAAUUAACCAAAUCCCAGUCGGGGCUAGUCAAUUACACUUCCGAGGAGGCGGCCGCGGCUACCGCAGCAGCUGCAGCCGAGCGAGCUCAACUCCUGGAGAUCAGGGGCGAAAAGAGAAACUUUGAAUACAAUCAGAUGCACUUCAGAGAGCGCCAGAGGCAGGCGAGCCGGCUGGGUGUUAAGGGACAGCUAAGAGAAUGAAGACUCUAAGUCCCCAGCGGAAGCAUGAUAUGGCGAUGCAGUGCUGGUGCUGAAUUGUUCUCUCUGAUGGCUCUAUGGGAGUGGAUAGCCCUGAGUCUUCAUUGCUGGGUUUUAGCGGUCGCUGCUGUUUCGGAUCAGCAUGCCACAAGCCCCUUUGACUGGCUCCUGUCUGACAAGGGACCCUUUCAUCGUUCCCCGGAAUACACUGAUUUUGUGGAAAGAAGCCGACAAGGGUUUAGCACAAGAUACAAGAUUUACAGAGAAUUUGGUCGCUGGAAAGUAAAUAAUCUAGCCGUUGAGAGGAAGAAUUUUCUUGGUUCCCCACUGCCUCUUGCCCCAGAAUUUUUCCGAAACAUAAGACUACUAGGACGGAGGCCAACGCUUCAGCAGAUCACAGAAAACCUUAUCAAGAAAUAUGGGACACACUUCCUGCUGUCAGCAACCCUGGGAGGAGAGGAAUCGCUCACAAUUUUUGUGGACAAGCGGAAGCUGAGCAAAAGAGCAGAGACAAGCGAUCCCAGCAUUAACAGUACCAUGGUGACGCUGGAGACUCUGCACCAGCUGGCAGCCUCAUACUUCAUCGAUAGAGACAGCACUCUGCGCAGGCUUCACCAUAUUCAAAUUGCCUCCACUGCCAUAAAGGUAACAGAAACCCGGACUGGUCCUCUUGGCUGCAGUAACUAUGACAACCUAGAUUCUGUCAGUUCUGUUCUGGUACAGAGUCCGGAAAAUAAGAUUCAGUUGCAAGGUCUUCAGCUCAUCCUGCCUGAAUAUUUGCAAGAGCGGUUCGUGCAGGCAGCCCUGAGCUAUAUUGCCUGCAAUUCAGAGGGGGAAUUUAUCUGCAAGGACAACGAUUGUUGGUGUCAGUGUGGCCCCAAAUUCCCAGAAUGCAACUGUCCAUACAUGGAUAUUCAAGCUAUGGAGGAGAACUUACUUCGCAUAAGUGAGACCUGGAAUGCUUACAACAGCGAGUUUGAAGACUCAGAUGAAUUCAAGUUCUUUAUGAAAAGGCUGCCCAUGAACUAUUUCCUCAACACAUCUGCCAUUAUGCACUUGUGGACAAUGGACUCAAAUUUCCAGCAUCGUUACGAGCAACUAGAAACCAGCAUGAAACAACUGUUCUUUAAGGCACAGAAAAUUGUUUACAAGCUCUUUAGCCUUAGUAAGAGGUGCCACAAACAGCCACUUAUCAGCUUGCCAAGGCAAAGAUCUUCAACCUACUGGCUGAACCGCAUCCAGUCCUUUCUCUACUGCAAUGAAAAUGGCCUUCUUGGCAGCUUUUCAGAAGAGACUCACUCAUGUACAUGCCCUAAUGACCAGGUUGCCUGCCUUGGCUCUUUACCAUGCAUUGUAGGAGAUGGUUCCUCCUGCUUAACUUGUGCCCCAGAUAACCGCACCCGCUGUGGGACCUGUAAUACUGGGUACAUGCUGAGCCAAGGGCUCUGCAAGCCUGAGGUGGCAGACUCAACAGAGCACUACAUUGGGUUUGAGACUGAUCUCCAGGAUUUGGAGAUGAAGUAUUUAUUGCAGAAAACAGACCGCCGGAUUGAGGUCCAUGCCAUCUUCAUCAGCAACGACAUGCGUCUUAAUAGUUGGUUUGACCCUUCCUGGCGCAAACGGAUGCUCCUUACCCUUAAGAGUAACAAAUACAAAUCAAGCCUGGUUCAUAUGAUAUUGGGUCUCUCUCUUCAAAUUUGCCUAACUAAGAACAGCACCUUGGAGCCUGUCCUGGCUGUUUACGUCAACCCUUUUGGAGGUAGCCACUCUGAGAGUUGGUUUAUGCCUGUCAAUGAAAACAGUUUCCCAGACUGGGAGCGGACUAAACUGGACUUACCCCUUCAGUGUUAUAACUGGACGCUGACUCUAGGCAACAAGUGGAAGACAUUUUUUGAAACGGUACACAUCUACUUGAGGAGUCGCAUUAAGUCAAAUGGUCCCAAUGGCAACGAGAGCAUUUACUAUGAACCCCUGGAGUUUAUUGAUCCCUCCCGUAACCUGGGCUAUAUGAAAAUCAACAACAUCCAAGUGUUCGGCUACAGCAUGCACUUUGAUCCGGAGGCAAUCCGGGACUUGAUUUUGCAGCUGGACUACCCCUAUACUCAGGGAUCCCAGGACUCUGCACUCUUGCAGCUACUAGAGAUACGGGACCGUGUAAAUAAGCUCUCUCCACCUGGCCAACGUCGUCUAGACCUUUUCUCAUGCCUGCUACGUCAUAGACUCAAGCUGUCUACUAGUGAGGUGGUGAGAAUUCAAUCUGCUUUGCAGGCCUUCAAUGCCAAAUUGCCAAACACAGUGGAUUAUGACACAACCAAAUUAUGUAGUUAACCAUAAGUGUGAAGCACAACAGAAAAAAAAAAUUAAAAAGAAAACCAUGAAAGGAGUUUUUACAGUGCUUUUGUGGAACAGUUUAUGUUUGGAAGAGUAAAUUUAAAUUGUCUUUUCAAUAUCUGUCUUAUAUCAGUCAAUAACAUUGGAUGGCAAUUUACACCCAUGAACUUGCUGACAAAUGAAUAUAUUAUACUUGCAAUUUUUUUGUUCUGUUUUAUGAAUGAAAAUAAAUACUGACACCCGUCUAGAAGACAUUCUACUUUUUACAAUAAAUUUCAUUUGUAAUUUUAUAUGUUCCGUGGCAAUGCUUUUGUGCAUUACAUCCUCUAGAGGGAACAUAAAAGGAUACCAAUAAAAUUUUGUAGCUGAACAGUUAUUAAAA
Messenger RNA from Heteronotia binoei (common prickly gecko), 2921 nucleotides. It is a transcript of the gene BRINP3, whose product is annotated as BMP/retinoic acid inducible neural specific 3. NCBI's taxonomy places the organism in Eukaryota, Metazoa, Chordata, Lepidosauria, Squamata, Gekkonidae. The transcript has 8 exons. Bases 236 to 2536 code for a protein of 766 amino acids. The record is from RefSeq and is a predicted model, not a curated record. Gene Ontology annotation, biological process: negative regulation of mitotic cell cycle; positive regulation of neuron differentiation.